UUGCAUCGAUUUGAACUCCCGUGUGCGGAGCGGAGUGUGCGCAGAGGAGAUUCCUUUCUCUCUGAGACUGUCGAAAUUCGUCUCCAGCUCCAGGUUCCCGGAGGAACUGAGGACCAAGGUUCCUGGAUUACCCAGCGAAGAACUGCUGUUCCCCCGAGUUCUGCCUGAUCACAGAGAGCUGAUGGCGAAUCGAGGCGACAUCGCUCGGCUCUGCGCUAAUCUGUCGCGGAUGGGCGUCGAGAUCAAGCCGGAGGAAUUGCAGAACCUCUCGAGAACGACAACCUUCAGAGUGAUGACGGAUUUCACCAAUGCGGCUUUUCUGGUCUCACCUGAGUGCAUGAAUCAGCAGUUGGCCAUCUCGCUAGACAAAUACAAUGUCAAUUCCGCUGCAAGUCCUUUUAUUCAGAACAGAUGCAUACUCUGGGAAGAAGCGCUCGCUUUGCUGAGCAAAGGGGGGUCAAUGAUUUUCGACUUCAACGACUUGAUGAAACCCGACACGAAAAAGUUCAACCAGAUGCUCCAGCAAAUGCUGAAAUAUCUCUUCUACGCGGCGAAGCUUUAUGACGCGACGAGCGACGAAUGUCAAUCACUUGAAGAACUUGCGGAGGAAAUCGAGAAGCAGAGACUGCAUCUCGAGCAGGAUAAGGACGAACUCCGCAGUAACGAGCAACGAAUAGCUCAACUCAAGGAAGCCAAAAUCGACGAGGUCUUCAAUCGAGCUGUCGAGCAGCGAGACGAGAGCCUGGAGAAGGCCAUGAGAUUGCAGAACGAAUAUGCCGAGCUCAAACUGGUCCUGGAGAAGGAACAGGAGCAGCUGUCCCAAAGUCAAGAACAAUCCACUGCACAUGAGCACCAAUUAUCAGAGCUUCAGGAUCUCGUGGUUUCUGAUCCCGAAUCUCAAGUGGCCGCGCUGGAACAGUUGCGCAAGGACUCGGUGACCAAGGGCACGCUCUUCGCCGAUCGAGAAAAACAGCUGAAUGAGAUCGAUAAGGAGGAGAAAAGUCUAGCUGAAGAGGAGCGACGAGCCCGUAAAAUCCUCAACACCGCCCGGAAUAUCGGAACGGUCGUCUUGGAAUUCGAUCACGGAACGAAACAAUUCGAGAAGAGAAUAGCCGAUGAGCAGAAAUGCAUCGUCGAUCUUCAGAGCGAGCGUGACCGACUGCAAACGAACGUUGAAAGCCGGAAUCAGCAGGUCAAAAAAAUGAGCGAUCAGGAAUGCUUGAAAUCGGAGACCGUUCAGAGUCUCGAAAAAGAAGACAGUGUCAAGCAGCAUGAGCUAGCUAAUGAGGCGAAACUGAAAGGACCGCUCGUCUCAGAAGAAAACAGAAUAAAGCAAGCUAUCAACGAGGUCUACGCCUGGACAGAGGAUUUCGAAGCCGCCGGGAUCGCCAGAAGCCGCAGGAAGUUCGAGGAGCACAUGAAUCGUUGGAGCCGGCAUUGUGAAGAGGUUCGAUUGUUAGAGGCCGAAUGCUUGAAGACAGAAGAGAGUCAGAACGGCAAAUACAAGAAGCUGCUAUCGUUGGUGGAAGCACUCAAAACUCUCGACUGA
Galendromus occidentalis (western predatory mite) is the source of this 1549-nucleotide messenger RNA. Its product is annotated as myosin-14. Gene Ontology annotation, cellular component: Ndc80 complex; kinetochore. Bases 182 to 1549 code for a protein of 455 amino acids. Lineage: Eukaryota; Metazoa; Arthropoda; Arachnida; Mesostigmata; Phytoseiidae. The record is from RefSeq and is a predicted model, not a curated record. The transcript is spliced from 8 exons.